AGGAGGGAGAAGUAAAUACGGAAGACAGAGUUAGGCCUGCUUCAAGGAGUAGCUCAUGUCUACCCCUUUGGCUUGGAGUUUUAUCGAUGUCUGCCCAAAUGCUUGCGAGUAGUGUAUGCAGCUGAAGUUAGGGAAUAGGUUAUCCACCGACUGAUAGAUGACGGCAUCGUUCAACUGAAAUGAAGAGACAAAUGGGUAAUAAGACUUCAUCGAAUGCUCCAAAAACUGACAAAUGGGAAAACUGCUCCGUAGAUCUCCCGCCUCUUCCGCUGGGCGUGCUGGAGGAGAUCUUCCUCAACAUUCCGCCCCGUGAGCUGGUGUGCAGCUGCCGGCUGGUGUGCCACGAGUGGAGGGAGCUGGUGGACAGCGCGUGUGUGUGGAAAGAGCGAUGCCGACGGGAAGGCCUGCGCCCCUCGGAGCCGGACAAAGUUCCCAGCGACUGGAGAUUAUUCUACUUCCUGUGCAGAAAGAGGCGCAACUUACUGAAGAACCCCAAGGCGGAGGAGAAGCUCUCAGGAUGGGAGCUCAUAGAGAACGGAGGAGACAAGUGGAAAGUAGAUACUGUCUUUGCAGAACAUCCAGAUAUAACCGUCAAGAAGAACUUUGUCACCUCUUAUUUUUCAUGUAUGAAGCGCCAGGUAGUUAACCUGCAAGCAGAGGGCUACAGUGCUGCUUUCAUGGAUGAAUUUCAGCCUGACAUCUUCAUAUCUGAUUGGUAUGCGCCACGUUGGGAUUGUGGUUCUGAGUAUGAGAUAUGUGUUCAGCUUCUUGAUGCAAAGAAACAAGUGCUCAAGUCUUUCAGGCCUGACAAGGUGCACUUUGACCAAUGGAAUGACCAGAAAUGGAAUCAGGUUACGCAUGUCUUCAGGAGCUAUGGGAGGGGCGUGCGCUAUGUGCAGUUCAUUCACGGGGGGAAGGACACGCAGUUCUGGGCCGGCUGGUACGGGAUUCGGGUGACGAACAGCAGCGUUGAGAUCUGUCCAGCGGGCGAGGGCAGGGCUCACCCCGCCGCCUUAAGUCCAGCCCUGAAUGUCUCCUCCGCCUGAGGUCCAGCCCUGCGCCCCACACAACCCCAAAACGCCCCCACUCACCGCACCUUUUCUGGACACCAAGUUCUCCAGAUUGACCCCAUGGGAGGUCAUUCCUAACCAAUCCGUUUUACUUUUACAUCUGUUUGUCUUUUAAUAUCAUAUGUAUUUACAUAAUUUGUUAAACAUAAUGUUAUCACUGUAACUCAAUCCAUCCAGCUAUGCAUCCAGCUAUGCAUCCACCAAAGACUAGUCAGAUUAAUCGCAGGGCCGUCCACCACAGGCUAGUCAGAUUAAUGGCAGGGCCGUCCACCACAGGCUAGUCAGAUUAAUCGCAGGGCCGUCCACCACAGGCUAGUCAGAUUAAUCGCACGGCCGUCCACCACAGGCUAGUCAGAUUAAUCGCACGGCCGUCCACCACAGGCUAGUCAGAUUAAUCGCAGGGCCGUCCACCACAGGCUAGUCAGAUUAAUCGCUGGGCCGUCCACCACAGGCUAGUCAGAUUAAUCGCAGGGCCGUCCACCACAGGCUAGUCAGAUUAAUCGCAGGGCCGUCCACCACAGGCUAGUCAGAUUAAUCGCAGGGCCGUCCACCACAGGCUAGUCAGAUUAAUCGCAGGGUCGUCCACCACAGGCUAGUCAGAUUAAUCGCACGGCCGUCCACCACAGGCUAGUCAGAUUAAUGGCAGGGCCGUCCACCACAGGCUAGUCAGAUUAAUGGCAGGGUCGUCCACCACAGGCUAGUCAGAUUAAUGGCACGGCCGUCCACCACAGGCUAGUCAGAUUAAUGGCAGGGCCGUCCACCACAGGCUAGUCAGAUUAAUGGCAGGGUCGUCCACCACAGGCUAGUCAGAUUAAUCGCACGGCCGUCGGGGCCUCCGGAGGGAAACUUCAGCUCCACAUUGUGAAUCCAGAAUAACAAUCUGAGGAUUUUACAAGGAUUCAUUAAAUUGAGUUCAAAGCUUUUAUUGUUGUCAUGACUGUCAUGAAUUAAAAGUCUUAAAGUGUG
This is a messenger RNA of Sardina pilchardus (European sardine), 2036 nucleotides long. Its product is annotated as F-box only protein 6-like. The transcript has 6 exons. Gene Ontology annotation, cellular component: cytoplasm; SCF ubiquitin ligase complex. The record is from RefSeq and is a predicted model, not a curated record. Gene Ontology annotation, biological process: glycoprotein catabolic process; SCF-dependent proteasomal ubiquitin-dependent protein catabolic process. Lineage: Eukaryota; Metazoa; Chordata; Actinopteri; Clupeiformes; Clupeidae. The coding region runs from base 180 to 1046 and encodes 288 amino acids. Gene Ontology annotation, molecular function: ubiquitin protein ligase activity; protein binding.